This is a messenger RNA of Tyto alba (common barn owl), 2635 nucleotides long. RefSeq names its product interleukin 12 receptor subunit beta 1 (gene IL12RB1). Gene Ontology annotation, molecular function: protein binding. The transcript is spliced from 15 exons. Lineage: Eukaryota; Metazoa; Chordata; Aves; Strigiformes; Tytonidae. The coding region runs from base 22 to 2238 and encodes 738 amino acids. The record is from RefSeq and is a predicted model, not a curated record.
CAACGGAGCCCAGGAUCUGGCAUGGGACACCCCGUGUGGCUGAUGCUGGGGUGGCUGCUGGCGGCGCUGGCGUGGGGCGGCACCGCUGUGGCCUCUGGCUUCUCAUGCUGGAAACACUGCAGGUCCCGCUGGUUCCUCUGCUCCUGGCCGCCCCGCGGCCCCGCUGGCAACACCUCCUACCUCCUGACGCUGUGCUACGCGGUGCCCAGGCUGUGCCAGCGGUUCGAGGUGGGCACGGGGACAACGUACACCUUGAAGCAUCACCGCGUCUACGUCCUCACCAACGCCACGGCCUGGGUGGAGGCGCGUUGGGGGGACCACAUCCACAGGACCCCCAACCUCACGCUGUACCUCGAUGAGGCCGUCAAGCCGGAUCCACCCCCCGCCGGGAUGCCCUUCACCAAGACCGGCGGCCGGCUGCGGCUGCGGGUGCCGUGGCUACCGUGCCGCCGCGGGGGCCAGCCACCGCAGCGGGAGGCUCGCUUCCGGAGGAUGGGCGACCGCGGCUGGACGCAGGUGACAUGUGAGACGGUGACAGAUGAGGAUGACUCAGUGACCUGUGCCCUGGGGGGACCUGGCGCCUUUGAGGUCCAGCUCCGGCACAAGCCCCCCCACUGGAGCAGCUACUGGAGUGACUGGAGCAGCUCCAUCUUCAUUCCUGAGGAAAUCCUGGCAAGCCCAGAGCUGAGCUAUCAACUGGGAAAACUGGGGAAAGAUGGGCAGCGGGUGCUGAGCCUGGGCUGGCAGCGAGCCCCCGAGGAGCAAGGGGACGUCACUUACACGCUGCGCACCCACAUGCCGGCAUGCCGCUGCGCCGAGCCGGCCGAGGAGGACACGGCAGUGCUGGGGAGGGAGGUGACGGGGCACAACCUCACCCUCUCCGGGGCUGAGUACGAAAUCCUGCUGACGGCAGCCAACGCCGCCGGGACAGGGCCAGCACGGCAGCUCCGUGUGCCAGCAGAGCAGAGCACAGAUUUUGGCUUCGAGGAUGUCAGCGUGGCCGGCGGCAACGUGACAGCACGGUGGCAAGCGCCGAGCCCUGGCUACGUCUACUGCUUCGAGCAGCAACCGCUACCAGGAGCCCUGAAACAGGGAAUUUGCAUCCGACGGGAUUUCCCUGCCGAGAGCAUCCAUGUGGAGAGAGGAGUGCUGGAAGCACCGGCGUGUUACCGCUUCGCCGUUCACGGCUGGGCCCCGGCACGGGGCUGGUCCACCUUCGCCCUGCGGCACCGCUACGCCGGCAACGCCUCGCUGGCCGUGCCCAUCCACAUCAACGCCAGCACCGGCGAUGCUGCCAUCGUCAUCCAGUGGAACCCGUCCCCCCGUGCCGCCUGUCCUGGGGUGCUGGCCAAGUACCUCAUCUGCCACGCGGCCAAGGGGGACAACGUGACCUACGCCGAAGCGGACGCUGCGGCAUCACACUACACCCUCCAAAACCUGAGGCCCGGCACAGCUUACAGGGUGGGCGUCUGGGAGGUGACGGCAGAGAGCGGGGGGACCUGCGGUGCUUGGUGGCACUUCCAGACCAAGGCACUGGGUCCCCAGGGAGCAGCGUGGAAAUUCAACCUGAAGUACCUGGGCAUCUCUCUUGGUCUCCCUGCCAUGGCCGCUGUCUACCAGAUAAGCAAAAAGAGGGCUCGCCGCCUCUUCUUCCCACCCCUGCCCAAGCCCAUGGGCAGCAAAGCCAUCCAGUUCUCCACCAGCGAAACGAGCCAGGGCCAGCCCCAGCCAGGCUUCGUGGAGCCCUCGGAGAGGUUCAGCCUGGCCGAGCUGCUGCUGCUGGAGCCGAAUCCCAGCAAGGAGCCAAAUCCUGGCAAGGAGCUGGAUCCCAGCAAGAAGCUGGAUCCCAGCAAGGAGCUGGAUCCCAGCAAGGAGCUGACUGACACCGAUGCCAGCGCAUGGCCCGGCACGCUGUGGCCCAGCCCGGUGGCCGAAGAACCAGCGGUGCUGUGCCCGCCGGGCUGCGAGAAGGAGCUGCCGUUCGCCUACCGCAGGCAGGAGGUGCUGAGCCCGGUGGGAUUUCCACCAUCUGACAGCACUGGCUGCACCAGCAACCCACCUGGUGAGGAGGAGGAGAAGGAGGAGGAGGAGGAGGAGGAGGAGGAGGAGGAGGAAGAGGGGGAAACUGAAGGGCUGUGCCAGCCGCUGGUCCCCAUUGCCCUGCUCAUCUCCGACAAACCCGUCAUCAUCAGAGACGAGGAAGGAUGGGACCCAUCGCCUGAGAAGUCGGUGCUGUAGCCAUCACCAGGCUGGGGAUGGAUGGCAGGAGGGGGACGGGGGGGGGUCCCAUGGGAUGCUGAGCACCCACGCAGGAUGCUGAGCUCCCCCCCACCCCAUGGGUUCAUUCUCAUGAGCAUUUUCAGGGUGUUUUCUGGUUUUCAGGACACAGAAGGCGACGCCUCCAAUUACAGGGGGCCAGGAUCAGGCCACGCGCUUCCCAGCCUCAACCGUUUGCUGGUGAUAAAUAAAUAACGAGGGAAGGAGAUGGCAGAGUCUGGCUGGGGCUGAGGGUGUUUCCUUGGCUGGAUCGGGAGGAGAGGCAGCGCUUCAUCCCGGCUGGCUGCCUCCUGCCUUCCUGAGGGAUGGGGGCACAGGCAGCCCCAGCACCAGCCAGAAGCUACUGGCAAAAAGAAAA